CCAAAGCGGAACUAAGUUUCUUAUGUAUUUGUUGCUUCAGGGGCAAUUUAGAAAGGCGUACAGCUUUGAGGCAUCACCAGAAACCAAGAAGUGCAAACGUGAUUGAUCUGAAGCAUUUGACGUUGCUAUGCCUCGGCGCUGACAUUAGCUUGGCAUCUGGAAGACAAAGAUGAACGUGAAUCAAGGGACGGUGGGCAGCGAUCCGGUCAUUUUGGCCACGGCCGGUUAUGACCACACAGUCCGGUUUUGGCAGGCCCAUAGCGGGAUCUGCACCCGAACAGUCCAGCACCAGGACUCUCAAGUGAGUUCACUUGAAGUGACACCUGACAGGAGUAUGAUAGCCGCUGCAGGUUAUCAACAUAUCCGCAUGUAUGAUCUGAACUCAAACAACCCCAACCCUGUGAUCAACUAUGACGGUGUAAGCAAGAAUAUCACCUCAGUUGGAUUCCAUGAAGAUGGACGCUGGAUGUAUACAGGGGGAGAAGAUUGCAUGGCUCGCAUCUGGGAUCUGAGGUCAAGAAAUCUACAGUGUCAGAGGAUCUUCCAGGUCAAUGCGCCCAUCAAUUGUGUGUGCCUGCAUCCAAAUCAGGCAGAGCUAAUAGUCGGAGACCAGAGUGGAGUUAUUCAUAUUUGGGAUCUGAAGACUGACCACAAUGAGCAACUGAUUCCCGAGCCAGAGGUCUCGGUCAACGCGGUUCACAUCGAUCCGGAUGCCAGUUACAUGGCGGCAGUCAACAGCUCGGGUAAUUGUUACGUGUGGAACCUGGCUGGAGGUAUGGGAGACGAGGUGACGCAACUCAUUCCCAAAACUAAAAUCCCCGCACACAAACGCUAUUCUCUACGUUGCAAAUUUAGCCCUGAUUCUACUCUCUUGGCCACCUGCUCAGCGGAUCAGACCUGCAAGAUUUGGAGGACAUCAAACUUUUCCCUCAUGACAGAAUUGAGCAUCAAGAGCAACAAUCCAGGAGAGACAUCUAGAGGUUGGAUGUGGGACUGCGCCUUCUCUGGGGAUUCGCAGUACAUUGUCACAGCUUCCUCUGACAACUUGGCUCGUCUUUGGUGUGUGGAAACCGGAGAGAUCAAAAGGGAGUAUAGCGGCCACCAGAAGGCCGUAGUGUGUCUCGCCUUUAACGACAGUGUGCUGAGCUGAAGAGGACUCCAUUUUCAAAUAGCGUAGGCCUCUCUAGUGUUUUUUAUUAUUUUCUCUGUCAUUGGGAAAUUCAAAACUUUAAAGGCAACAAUUAAUCUGUUGUUCUGCAUAUAACAUUUCAUGGUACACCUCGAAGUUUCCGUUGUCUCUGUAGUCCUAUUUAUUAUUAUACUGUAUAACAUUAUAAGUUCAAGGUUUUUUUUUGUUUUGUUUUUUUAAAUAAUACAUAAUAUCUAUAAUAUAUUAGAGAUGUGACCAAGAAUUCGGCGCUGAAAACUUACGGCCAAAAACAGCUAAAGUUGCAUUUUCGGUUUUCAGUUAAAAGACCGAAAUUUUUCCACUGAAUAGUGUGAAGAACCGUAAUCCUCUUAUGUUGACGUAAUCAAAAUAUGCUGUCUCGGUAACACUACUGUCUCACAGCCAACAUGUCCGUGGUUUGGAAGUAUCAAAGAAAUAUAUAAGUUCUUAAAUGUAGAAAAAUAAAACAAGUGUGCUUUAUUGCCGCUUCCCGUUUUGGUCACAUUUUUUUUCUGUGACUUCCACACCCCCUCUAGCAUUUGACGUUUAAUCUGGCCAGGAGCGACUUCGCUCGGCUUCAUCACCGCUUGAACUCAGCCCACUCGCCUGCCUCUCAAUCGAUUCCACUUUUUGCACAAGAAAACACCGAGUCUUAUUUUAAGAAGUUGGAGAGAUUGUAAUAGCUCUGUAAAGAGCUCAACUAGUUUCAGCAAGAACGGAAUAGUUUUUGUUGUUGCUGUGACCUACAGUUCUACACAAACGUACAUACAGCGGUGGUAUGACUGUAGGGACAGUGUGGCUCAGUGGUAGAGUACUCAUACCCCAACCCAGAGGUUGUGGGUUUGGGUCUCUGCCCUCAACGACUCAUCUAAAAAUAUCUUUGAGCAAGAUACUGAACCCUGCGUUGCUUUUGGUGCUGCGUCACCAGUAGGUAGAUGAUGAUAUCGUGCCAAAGCGCUUUGAUUGCCAUAAAAGGUGGAAAGGCGCUAAACAAGUGUAACACCAUUUACCAUUGAGACCUCAUUUAGCUUAGCAAUUGCGUGAGACCCAUUUUUCCAAGUGUCCCAAACUUCCAAGAAAGCACAUUCAUCAAGGUUUCAUCGGCCGUGACGUGUGUCUUCAUCCACCAAACAGAAUGCUAUGACGAGGCCAGCACCUCUGAUAUAGGACGCGUUCAGAGUUUGCCACAAAACGCUCACUCCAGCCGGGAACGCACCCUCCCAUGGGGUUUCAGAAUUGGCACCUUUCAGACAAAAUUUCUCGAGCCUCCGGGGUUGUAUAACCAAUGCCAAGGCAAAGGGCAUUAGUCGGAAAACAAUGAAAUAAAAUAAAAAACUUUAAACUAAAAAAAAAAAAUGACAUGCAUGUGUAUUUUCCGGCCUAUCAGUUUUCGGUUUUGUUUCUAAUAUUCUGUUUUGGCCGAGACUUUUGCUUUCGGUACAUCCUAAAUAUAUACUGUAUGUAUAAUACACUGGCUAUGUUUACAUGCAUCAAUAUUUGGGUUAGGGUCAAUAUUCCGUUUAUUUCCUUUUAUUUGGGGGUGAGGAUUACACAGCCAGAUAUUCCAUUUAGAAAAGUGUUCAACCCAGAGGAUUUAAAAAAAUAUAUUUUUUUUUUUCCUAAACAAGAAAUAGGUGGAUAUUCGGGUCUUCAAUGUGUUUACAUGCCCUUGCAUAACCGUGUUACAAAAACUGCAUCGGAAAGCAUUUUCUGCAUGAAUACGUAGCCAUUUAUUCUACAUAUGGGGUGGUCUCGUGUUUAUUUAAUUCACUUUAUGUAAUAAGUUGAUGGAGUAUUUUGUUGUUGCGGUAAUAAAAAUAAUUUGAAAUCACAUCCCCAAAUUGUGGUCUUUAUUACUGUGUGAGUCAGAGAACACAAGUAAAUAGGCCAGAGCGCUAUUGUUGUAUUAAAUGUACUUUAUUGAACAACACUGUCAUUACACCGGUUGUUGGUACAAGUGCAGAGGGGAUGCCAGAAAGGGAGGUUUCAAUAAUCUCUUAAAAGAACUGACAGUUUUUGGCUUGUGCCACUAGUCUUGUGGGAUGAGCUAAAAGAAAAACUGUCAACCUUUAUAACAUGAUUUCUAAAGAGUGAAUUACUCUGGUAAGUAGUAAAAGCAAACUGACAUGCAGAUGUUAUUGGGAAAG
Molecule: messenger RNA, 3315 nt
Organism: Corythoichthys intestinalis (scribbled pipefish)
Lineage: Eukaryota; Metazoa; Chordata; Actinopteri; Syngnathiformes; Syngnathidae
Gene: mlst8
Product: MTOR associated protein, LST8 homolog (S. cerevisiae)
Exons: 10
Coding region: 170-1150 (326 amino acids)
Biological process (GO): TOR signaling; regulation of actin cytoskeleton organization
Cellular component (GO): TORC2 complex; TORC1 complex
Molecular function (GO): protein binding
Source: RefSeq, a predicted model, not a curated record